Messenger RNA from Paramecium sonneborni, 2697 nucleotides. NCBI's taxonomy places the organism in Eukaryota, Ciliophora, Oligohymenophorea, Peniculida, Parameciidae. The record is from the annotation of a GenBank genome assembly.
AUGACAGUAGUACUUACAAUUAGAUGUGCUUUUUCAGCUUUAUUUGUAUGUUUGAUUUUGAAUAUUUUGGAAUGCUUAGCAUCCUUUAUCCUUAUCAAGAAGUAUACAACCAUAGUUAUUGUAAUUCAUAAACUAUCAAAUAUAGCCUUAAUAACAUCCUUUUUCUUUCAACAUACUUUUUAUGAUUGCACAACUUUAAUACUUUAUAUAAUAUCUGACACUUAACCAAUUUUAGCCUUAAUUGAAAAAAAAUAAUAUUUCCUCAAUUUUUAAUAUGCAGUAAUAUUUUAUGCAAGUGUAAGUGCUACAUUAAAUAAACAAUUGAACGACUAACUGUUUCUUAUUUUUACAAUGUUUGUAUAUUUCAUAUCGUCAGUACCUUAAUACUUAUUUUGGUAAAUUGCUGAUAAAAUUACAAAUAAUAGCUCAAUCUAAUUGCAAUAAUCUUAAAUAUAAAAUAGGUAAGUUUAAAAUCAAUUACAUUAACUUUAAUUGCAAUCAUCACGUAAAGAAAUAAAGGAAUUUAUUGAAUUGGAUUAACCUAAUUCAGCUAAGAUGGAUUCUUUUCUUGAUAAUCAUGAAUUACCAUUCAAAAAAUCAAAUAUUUCUAUUUAACUUUCUUCAGGUAGACCACUCAAAUAAUCAGAAUAAAUAUCAAUUGAAGUUUGUCAUUAAUCUCAAUUAUAAGAUAAAAUUUGGAAACAAAGAUUAAAAAGUAUACCUGUUGGCAUUGCUUUGAUUGAUAAAAAUACUAAUGAUUUUACUUAUAAAAACCAAUAUCUAGAUUAAAUGAUGACAAAAACUCUUCAAAUAGAAUUUGAAGAUUAUCCAGCAUAUUUAUUAAAUUAAUUGAAAUUUAAAGUGAUAGAUUAAGGCUCUGAAUACAAAAGAAGCAAUUUUACUCAUUAUUUUAGUAUGAGAUAAAGCAAAGCCAAUAUUUAAGUAGAUUUUCCAGGCAAAACUCUCACAUAAUCUUAAUAAGCUCACAAAAAAAAAGGGUCUGAAUCUUCAAAAAACAUAAGCGAAUUCGAAAUGCAUCAUCCUUAAAAAGUUUAUUCCCUUAAUUAAAUUAUUAAUAAACUGCAAGAUGGUUUCUUUGAUAAUUAAUUGAAUGAUUAAGAUCACACACUAGAACUAUAUUGUAAAUAUUAAUUGAAUGUUAAUAAUAUUAUUCACUUGAAUCUUAAAGUGCUUUACAGUCCUGAUCAAGUAGAAAUGACAGUUAUUAUUUAAGAUUACACAAGAUAAAAUAAAUUACAAAGAAUUGAAGAACAAGAGGAAUUCAAAUCUAAGAUGAUCAGUUCAUUUAGUCAUGAAUUGCGUACUCCAUUAAAUAGUGCCACUUUAUUCUUUAAAUCAGCUUUACUUGAUAAUCGUUUAGAUAAAUAAAUUAGAGAUAAUUAUAUAUUACCUGGAUUAUCAUCAUUAAUGAGAUAAUCUCAUUUGGUUAAUGAUAUUAUAGAUUUCUCUCAAAUUAAUGCUGAAAUUUUAGAAUUAAAGUAUUCUGAAUUCUAUUUAAAGGAAUUAAUUUAGGAAUUGACCUAAUUAUUUAAAUUUGAAUUCAAAGCUAAAAAAAUUGGAUUAGCCUUUAAAGUAGAUUAUAAUGUUCCACCAACAAUCAAAUCAGAUUACCAAAGAUUACUUUAAAUAUUAAUAAAUUUACUUUAUAAUGCUUUGAAAUAUUCAUAGCAUGGAUAUGUUUUGGUUACAAUUAAAGCUAAUGAUACUUACAGUAAUAUUCUAUUCUCAAUAGCUGAUGAGGGAGACGGUAUAACUUCCUAAAAAUUGUACUAAAUUUAAAAUGUUUUAAAAGAUCAUCACACUUCUACUUAGGAUUGGAAUGGAUUUGGUUUGAUUUUGUCUUAAAUGUUAUUGAGAUACUUAGGACCUCUUCAAAAUAAUGAUUUAAUCAUUAAUUCUUAAGGUCUUGGUUUAGGAACAACAGUAUAAUUUAAUAUAAAUAAUCACAUUAACAUUAAUGAUUAUUACGUAAAGACAAGGAAAAACAUUUAGGCUCAUGAUCAAAUAUUGACAUUACCUGAUUUAGAUGAAUACAAUGGACUACUGAUUACAAUUAAAAGUUAAACCUAAAGUAAGUAAAUCUUGAAUAUAGAAAGUAAAUAGAUCUUAAAUCAAUCAUUAACAUCUUAUAAAGCAAUUGAUGAUUUCAUGAAGAUCCCUGAUGCUUAAACUCAUUUGGUCUCAGAACUUAAUCUAUUAUAUAAAAAUGGACGGAUUAAUAAGGCUAAAUCUUUUAAGAUUCUAAAACCUUAAGAAUAAAAAUACUAAAAAUGCAAUUGUAGAACUAUACUAUCAGUUGAUGAUGAAAUAUUUAAUUAAUAAUCCUUGACAUGUAUUUUAUAAAAAUUCAAUUUUGAAAUUGAAACUGCUUAUAAUGGGUAGUAGGCAAUAAAAAUGAUAGAGUAAAAAAACUCAUGUGGUUAACAAUGUCGUAAAUAUUUACUUAUUUUAAUGGAUUGUUAAAUGCCUGUAUUAGAUGGAUGGUAAACUUCCAGAAUACUUAAGUAGAAAUUUCAAUAAGGAAUACUCAAACCUAUUCCUAUUGUAGGUUUUACUGCUUUUACUAGUAAAUAGGAUCUUGAACAAUGCAAAUAGGUUGGUAUGAUUGAAGUACUCAAUAAACCUUUAUAAGUCAAAAAACUCAAAUGUAUUAUGGAGAAGCUUAAUUUAUUAUGA